Molecule: messenger RNA, 1401 nt
Organism: Fusarium graminearum PH-1
Lineage: Eukaryota; Fungi; Ascomycota; Sordariomycetes; Hypocreales; Nectriaceae
Exons: 7
Coding region: 1-1401 (466 amino acids)
Biological process (GO): carbohydrate metabolic process
Molecular function (GO): hydrolase activity, hydrolyzing O-glycosyl compounds
Source: RefSeq, a predicted model, not a curated record
AUGUCUACUCAAGGCCAAGGCCAAGAGUCUUUGACCCUGGCAUACGGGGUUUCUCCUGAAGCUGUGCAAGUUUCUGUUUCUGGCUCAAGACGAUCCACCCCUACACCUGUUUUAGGAAGUCGCAUUUCUUCCUACCAUAGUCGUGAGCACUCGUCCGCUUCUACAGUUGCCGAAGACAAACCUCAACGACGCUUCAAGAGUUCACGUCUUGUUGGAGAAUAUGAGAAGCCAUGGCUCAAGGAAUGGAAGCGCGAGGUCAAUUGGGAUAGCAUCAUCCUCUACACAGGCCUCUCGGCUUUUAUCGCAUGGAACACCGUCCGCAAGAUUCCCCACAACGAAUACUGUCUUAUCAUGGAUGACCAGUUCAACCAGCUCGACACAGACAUUUGGAGCCAUGAGAUCCAAAUGAAUGGAUUUGGAACCGGAUCCUUCGACUGGACGACCGACGACAAGGCUAAUUCCUACGUUGAUGAGCAAGGUCUUCACAUCGUUCCGACAUUGACCCUUGACCACACAAAGAUCACCCUGGAUCAGAUGCUGGACAAACAUGUCGUCAAUCUCACUCGCGAUGGGACGUGCACCUCGAUGGAUCAGCGUCUGUCCAACCUGACAUACAACAAUCCCUGCUGGGCGCGUAGCAAUGCCACCAGCCGCGCCAUCAUCAACCCUGUUCGCUCCGCACGACUCACAACUUCACGCAAGAAGACGAUCAAGUAUGGUCGCGUUGAAGUUGAAGCAAAGCUACCCUCUGGUGAUUGGAUGUGGCCAGCCAUUUGGAUGAUGCCACAAGACAGCGUUUAUGGCGAGUGGCCUCGAAGUGGCGAGAUCGACAUCAUGGAGUCUCGCGGCAAUGAUGCUGAGAAGUACCCACUUGGCAAUAAUAUCGUCAGCUCGGCGAUGCAUUGGGGUACGCUGUAUGACACGGAUGCUUUUAAGCUCAGCAAGGGUGAAUGGGGCUCCAAACGCACCAAGAUGUCUGACGACUUUCACACUUUUGGACUUGAGUGGAAUGAGAAGUAUCUCUUUACUUGGCUGGACGGAAGACUUCGCCAAAUCGUGUUCUUUGACUUUACCAAGAACAAGAACAUGUGGGAAUACGGUAAAUUCGCCGGUGUCACAGUCAACAAGACAGUUCACAAAGACACUUGGAGUCAAACCGGCCGUUCCAACACACCAUUCGACCAACCGUUUUACCUGAUCCUCAAUGUUGCAGUCGGAUCUACCAAUGGCUGGUUCCCGGACAAGCUAGGCGCGAAGCCAUGGUCCGACGAGAGUUCAGCGCCCAUGCGUGACUUUUGGGAUGCCAAGGAUACAUGGCUGCCGAGCUGGGGUGAGGAGAAGGAUCGGGGCAUGAUUGUUCGAUCAGUCAAGAUGUGGCAGGAGGGGGCUUGUAAAAAUUAA